AUGUACGUCAACACGGUUCGCAAGAACAUUGCCCGUGUCCUGACGGUGAUCAACCUCAAGCAGCGUGCUAACCUGCGUGAGCUCUACAAGGGCAAGAAGUUCCAGCCCCUGGACCUGCGUGCCAAGAAGACCCGUGCUCUGCGCCGCAAGCUCACAAAGCACGAGACUAAGGCCACGACGGAGCGCCAGCACAAGAAGAACGUUCACUUUGGCACCCGCCGCUUCGUCAUCAAGGCGUAA
Messenger RNA from Malassezia sympodialis ATCC 42132, 240 nucleotides. RefSeq lists its product as uncharacterized. The transcript is spliced from 2 exons. The coding region runs from base 1 to 240 and encodes 79 amino acids. NCBI's taxonomy places the organism in Eukaryota, Fungi, Basidiomycota, Malasseziomycetes, Malasseziales, Malasseziaceae. Gene Ontology annotation, biological process: translation; maturation of LSU-rRNA from tricistronic rRNA transcript (SSU-rRNA, 5.8S rRNA, LSU-rRNA). The record is from RefSeq and is a predicted model, not a curated record. Gene Ontology annotation, cellular component: cytosolic large ribosomal subunit; ribosome. Gene Ontology annotation, molecular function: mRNA binding; structural constituent of ribosome.